GUAACGUGUGUUUUAACCAGCCUUCCCGGUAACGCUUGUUAGCUAACCAGGCUAAGCAGCACUAGCUUGUGUUUUUCGGAUGCGGCACACUCAGCGGUGUUAGCUCAACGGCUCCUAGCUCCCCGUAGACUCAGUUACAUGGCAUUUUGGCUAGCUCGUAUUGCUAACCUGAGUAGAAGACAGAGUGAGCAAAAUGUAAGCUGUGAGGCUGUCUGCUAUGGAAAAGGGAGCCCAGCAAUGAAUAAGCUACGGCAGAGCUUCCGCCGGAAGAAAGACGUCUACGUCCCGGAGUCGAGUCGGCCGCACCAGUGGCAGACGGACGAGGAGGCAGUCCGCAGCGGAAAAUGUAGCUUUGCAGUCAAGUACCUGGGACAUGUGGAGGUGGAGGAGUCCCGAGGCAUGCACAUCUGCGAGGAUGCAGUGAAGCGGCUGAAAACGGACAGGAAAUUCUUCAAAGGAUUCUUUGCAAAAGCUGGGAAGAAGCCAGUGCGGGCUGUGUUGUGGGUGUCGGCAGAUGGUCUUCGUGUCGUAGACGAUAAAACAAAGGACCUGAUUCUGGACCAGACAAUAGAGAAGGUGUCGUUCUGCGCUCCGGACCGUAACUUUGAGAGGGCAUUUUCUUAUAUCUGCAGGGACGGCACCACGCGGCGCUGGAUCUGCCACUGUUUUAUGGCCAUUAAAGACUCAGGAGAGCGUCUCAGUCAUGCUGUGGGUUGUGCAUUUGCCGCCUGCCUGGAGCGAAAACAGAAACGGGAAAAGGAGUGUGGGGUCACGGCAACCUUUGAUGCCAACAGAACCACUUUCACCCGCGAGGGCUCAUUUCGUGUUACCACGGCAACAGAGGCGGCGGAGCGGGAGGAAGUCAUGAGGCAGCUACAGGACUCUAAGAAAGCAGAGGCAGAUGUGAACGCCGCUGGGAACUCAGCCACUAGUGUGACAAACUCUUCUGCACACCAGACGGGAGGCUCACCAUCCCCCUCGUCCUCCCCGCCUCCCUCCGUGUCCAACCUGGGUCCCCAGGUGAUACCACGCAGACACGCACCGGCCGACGUCAUCGCCAGACAGGGUUCCUUCAGGGGCUUCCCGGCCCUCAGUCAGAAGACUUCUCCCUUCAAACGACAGCUGUCACUGCGAAUGAACGAGUUGCCCUCCACCAUGCAGCGCAAGUCUGACUUCCCCAUCAAAAACACGGUCCCUGAAGUGGAAGGAGAAGGUGACAGCAUCAGUUCACUGUGCACUCAGAUCACCUCAGCUUUCAGCGGACCCACAGAGGACCCCUUCUCCUCAGCACCAAUGCCCAAACCAGCUUCGUCCCCUCAGUCUCCCGUAGCACCAGUGAAUGGCACAGCUCCUGCCUUCUCUGUUCCUGCUGCUACUGUUAACCCCCCAGUUCUGCCCCCCGCUCUGCCUGCUCGAGACACUAACCCCUGGGCAAAGACCCCAGCAGGGGCCCCGGCCUCAGCACAGCCAGGAAGUAACUGGUCAUCCCCUGCUCCGGUGAUAGUGGUCCCCCCCACAUCCUCCCCAGCCAUGCCCUCCCACAAACGCACACCGUCAGAGGCAGACCGGUGGUUAGAGGAAGUCACCAAAUCUGUCCGAGCCCCGCAGCCUAAUCCAGUCAUGGCAGCCGCCAUCCAACCGCCUCCAACUCAGCCGUUCACUGCCCCUGUGCCAAUGCCUGUGGCAUCUGUUCCCUCUGUUCCCCCGGUGGCCUUCAUGACCUCUCUGCCCUCUGCCGUGCCCAUGUUGCCCCCUCGCCAGCCUGCCUUUCACGCUCAGGCUCCAGCCUCCUACCCGAUGCCGAACGGCCUGCCGUUCCCUCAGCCCAGCGUGCCCGUGGUUGGCAUCACUCCUUCACAGAUGGUGGCUAAUGUGUUCGGCUCAGCCACGCAACCCCAGUCAUACCCUGUCCCGGCCUCCACGACACCCCAACAUGACGUCCAGGGUGUUGGCAACGUCAGCCCAUUCAUCAAACCCCCACAGUCCACCACAGUGAACCCUGCUCCCCUUCAGUCAUCCAAUGGUAGUGUGACCUUCAACGGGGCAGACAGCUGGGCUGCUCCGUCCCAGCUCGCUCCAUCCUCCCCAGCCACCCAGCCGCCCCCUCAGCCACAGGAAGAUGCCUUUGAGGCCCAGUGGGCUGCCCUGGAGAGCCGCUCACGCCAGCGCACCACACCCUCCCCAACAAAUCCCUUCUCCACUGAGCUGCACAAAACCUUUGAGAUCCAGCUCUGAACGCUGUGUUUGGGAGAGGAAAAGACUGCACCAUAAGGAGGGCACUGAGGUUGAGGGAGCAGAUGAUGACUGAGAGGGGAAUGUCCUCCUGUCUCUCUUAUCUCGGUUUCAGUGGACAAGCUCAGCAGGGCCAGAAAGAACUGAGAGACCGUGGAGAGCAACGGGUGAAUCAGCAGGGAGCAGAACUCUGCACGGCAGAGAGGGGAG
Scatophagus argus is the source of this 2442-nucleotide messenger RNA. It is a transcript of the gene numb, whose product is annotated as NUMB endocytic adaptor protein. Lineage: Eukaryota; Metazoa; Chordata; Actinopteri; Scatophagidae. The transcript is spliced from 11 exons. Gene Ontology annotation, molecular function: cadherin binding. The record is from RefSeq and is a predicted model, not a curated record. The coding region runs from base 139 to 2235 and encodes 698 amino acids.